Molecule: messenger RNA, 951 nt
Organism: Morone saxatilis (striped sea-bass)
Lineage: Eukaryota; Metazoa; Chordata; Actinopteri; Moronidae
Product: odorant receptor 131-2-like
Exons: 2
Coding region: 1-951 (316 amino acids)
Biological process (GO): G protein-coupled receptor signaling pathway
Cellular component (GO): membrane
Molecular function (GO): G protein-coupled receptor activity
Source: RefSeq, a predicted model, not a curated record
AUGAAUUCCUCAUCUUAUGGCUACAACAUGUCAACUGUUGUAACUUAUCGAGACUCUUACAGCACAGCUGUGGCCAAAAAUGUGAUUGUUCUGGCUCUUGGCCUAAUCAUCAAUUAUAUCAAUGGUACCCUGAUUCACACCUUCAGAAAACACCAGAUAUUUUAUGUGAAUCCUCGUUACAUCCUGUUCAUCCACCUGGUGGUGAACGAUAUGAUCCAGCUGACUACAACAAUAAGUCUGUUUGUUUCAAGUUAUAUCUUCUACAAAAUUAAUGUUUCCCUUUGUUGCCUGAUCCUUACCUUAGCUGUCUUCACCACCCUGAACACUCCGUUAAAUUUAGCUGUCAUGGCAGUGGAGUGCUACAUUGCUGUUUGUUUACCACUGCGGCACGCUGAGCUGUGUACAAUCAGAAGAACAUAUAUUCUGAUUGGAUGUAUUUGGGCCAUGAGUGCAGUCUCAAUCCUGCCAGAUGUGUUUAUUAUUUUUGCAACAGAGCCUGUUCAGUUGUUUUAUUCCACAAUUUUUUGUGAAAAGGAUAACCUUUUCCGACACCCUAUACACUUGAAAAAGAGGGACGUUUCCUAUAUAAUUUAUCUUGUUGGUGUUUGGCUCAUUCUCUUCUACACUUACAUCAGGAUCUUCUUAGCUGCUAAAGAUGCUAAAGCUGCUAAAUCAGCUGAUGGGAAUGCAAAGAAGACCAGAAAUACCAUCCUGCUCCAUGGCUUUCAGCUACUGUUGUGCAUGCUCACCUUUGUGGCUCCUGUGUUGAACAAGACUCUGUUCUACUGGUUUCCUAAACAUUAUUUACAUGUCAUCUUUAUUUCCUACAUCAUCAUCCAGAUAUCUCCCAGGUUUGUCAGUCCUAUUGUGUACGGGAUACGGGACAAGACAUUUAGACAGCAUUUGAAAAAGUAUCUGCUGUGUACAGCUAGAGCGAGCAUCAAACCGUAG